This is a messenger RNA of Humulus lupulus (European hop), 1327 nucleotides long. RefSeq lists its product as uncharacterized. The coding region runs from base 95 to 1231 and encodes 378 amino acids. NCBI's taxonomy places the organism in Eukaryota, Viridiplantae, Streptophyta, Magnoliopsida, Rosales, Cannabaceae. The transcript is spliced from 6 exons. Gene Ontology annotation, molecular function: zinc ion binding; nucleic acid binding. The record is from RefSeq and is a predicted model, not a curated record.
UUCGUCCAGUGACUCUUUACUUUACCAAGUCUUCAAACCAAACCAUUCAAACAGAUUUAGAGGUUCGAUUCAACUUCACUUUCACUCCAGACAGAUGGGUCUUCUUGGAUUUCUUCAAAUUCUUCUCAAUUAUUUUCUACAUGAUCUUGCAUGGCCUCUACUUGCUUUGGUCUAUCCUUUAUAUUGUUCUGUUAAGGCAAUUGAGAUUAAAUCCUUGGCAGAUUCUCAAAAGUUGAAUGCUUACUGGAUUGUCCUCUCUUUGAUUUUGCUUCUUGAACUUGCUGUAGGAACCCUCCUCGAAAGGUUACCAUUUUGGACAUACAUUAGGCUAGUGAUUGUUUGUUGGCUGGUGAUACCUCACUUUGAUGCUGCCUUUUAUGUCUAUAAACACCUUCUCCACCCUUGCUUCUCCAUCAAGCCUCAAAUUCUCAUUAACUGCUCCGACAAACAGAGAGAGUCUCCGCUCGUCGGCGAAAACAAAAAUCAAGCUGAGAUAAAGACAAAUGCAAGAGAGAAUGGAUCUGAAGUUCUUGAGAACAUUGGUAGCAAAUCAAACAGGACAAGUUCUGAUGUUGCAGUGAAAGAUGUGAAAUCUGCAGAGGCAAUAAAGGAGGAGGAAAUUACAUCAGCUAAGCAAUUAAGGCAAGCUAAGCCGACUCAUCUUCCAAUAGAGAACAAGAACUUUGUAGCCGCAGAGAUUAAACAAAGGGUUGUUCAUGCUGCAGUUAGAGACUUUCCUGAGACGUCUGCUUCUAAUGUAGUCCACAACAAGUGGACUUGCUUGAUAUGUAAGGUAACAACUGAAACUGAGAAAAAUAAAAUUUCCCAUCUUAAAGGGAAAAAACACAAAGCUGCAUAUGAGGCACUGAAAGCAAAUAACAUGACAUCUUUGCUCAAGGCUGCCCCACCUCCGAUUCCGAAGAAACCUGGCAACGUUUUGAAACAGAAAGCAACUGCAAGCAGUCAGUUCAGUGAUAAGAACAAAGAGGAGCCAGAGAAUAGCACUUCUGGCAGAAGUCGUCGCGGUAGAAGGAAAAAUAAACUUGGUAUGGAACAUGGGGAAGAUGGGAAAGGCACUGAAAACAGUAAGCCAUAUAAAGUACCUACUAAGGUGAAACAUCGUUUGAAGUGUACCAUCUGUAAUGUGGAGUGCAGUGGUUCAAUUUCCAUGCAAUCCCAUCUUAGAGGAAGAAUGCACCGAGCUCAACUAGGGUUAUCAAAACGAGUUUAGCUAUAUGAAGCUGUUAAAAUCAGUACAAAAUCUUCCUUUCCCUUGAGCAACUUGUAGGACAUAUGAUUCAGUUUGAUUUAGUAAUUUUUCAUCUUA